UACGUUUUGUCUUCGUCUACGUGUCGCCGAAUUUUUGGAUGAAAAUACUUUUCACAAAUUUUGUUUUUAUCAAUUUUAUAUAAAUAAACAAAAUAAUGUAAAUUCUGUUGUGAAUAUAAAACCCCCAAAACCAAUGGAAUCAAAACUUGAAGCUUACAGAUUACGCAAACGACGACAACAAAAAUACGAACAAUUCAAAGGAAUUCUCCAAAGAAUGGUUUCUUUUGGAACUGGUGCUAGGACGGAUAGAGACAAAGAAGAUCAUAUAAUUGAUGUUCCAGCAAAUAAACUUGAAGAUGUUUCUUUGGAAAAAGAUAAUCAACUUUCAGACAUUUUAUCCUCUUCCGAUGAAAAUGAACCCUCUUCAGCUCCCGAAUCCGCAAUUGAAGAUCCGAAUGCUGCUCCCCCAAUCGACCAUCACAAAGAAUACAUCAAUUACACAUUGAAAACCUGCUAUUUUCUCUUUUGGGCCACUUGCUUUGUCAUUGCCAUCGAAUUGCAAUUCGGAAUUGUUUUUCUAAUGUUUUCAGCUUUGUUGGGAAUUUAUUUCAAUACGAGAACAGGUCCGAAACCAAAACACGAACCGAGUGCUUAUAGUGUGUUUAAUAAGAACUGUGAGAGUAUAGAUGGAACUCUAAAGGCAGAACAGUUCGAGAGGGAGAUUAGAUAUGGAUCGAGCAGUGUUCGGUAAACACUUUCUUGUCCCAACUGAUGACUGAUUGACAAGAUUUAAUUCUCGAAUCUGAGAUCUUAAAAAAGAAUAUUUAUAUGUCUUUCGAUAGAGUUAAGUCUUUUUUUUAGAAGAAUUUACAAGUUCUUUUUAGAAAAUUUGUAAAAGUUUUUAUUUAUACAAACAAAAAGAAAAAUGUUUAUAAAUUUUUGUAUUUAUUA
Messenger RNA from Episyrphus balteatus (marmalade hoverfly), 891 nucleotides. RefSeq names its product SAYSvFN domain-containing protein 1 (gene Saysd1). The coding region runs from base 134 to 691 and encodes 185 amino acids. The transcript is spliced from 2 exons. NCBI's taxonomy places the organism in Eukaryota, Metazoa, Arthropoda, Insecta, Diptera, Syrphidae. The record is from RefSeq and is a predicted model, not a curated record.